Sander lucioperca (pikeperch) is the source of this 476-nucleotide messenger RNA. RefSeq names its product LSM8 homolog, U6 small nuclear RNA associated (gene lsm8). The record is from RefSeq and is a predicted model, not a curated record. Gene Ontology annotation, cellular component: U4/U6 x U5 tri-snRNP complex; precatalytic spliceosome; U6 snRNP. The transcript has 4 exons. Gene Ontology annotation, molecular function: RNA binding. Gene Ontology annotation, biological process: mRNA splicing, via spliceosome. Bases 177 to 467 code for a protein of 96 amino acids. NCBI's taxonomy places the organism in Eukaryota, Metazoa, Chordata, Actinopteri, Perciformes, Percidae.
UCGGCAGCCGAUUAGUUCGGUCUGUUUUCUCCCGUGUGUUCUGUGUUGACGCUUGUUAGCAUCUGCCUGCCGCUGUUUCUCCGUCACGUUUCUGCAACGUUUUACCACCAGGGAACCGGCGAAAAUAUUAACCGACCUCUCUGCUGGAUAAAUAAACGCCGAGCCCGGCAGGAACCAUGUCCACCGCUCUGGAGAGCUACAUCAACCGUACCGUUGCCAUCGUCACCUCAGACGGCAGGAUGAUUGUGGGAACUCUGAAGGGCUUCGAUCAGACCAUCAACCUGAUCCUGGAUGAGAGCCACGAGCGGGUGUUCAGCUCCAGUCAGGGCGUGGAGCAGGUGGUGCUGGGACUCUACAUCGUCAGAGGAGACAACGUGGCUGUGAUCGGGGAGAUCGACGAGGACACAGACUCCACUCUGGAUUUAGGAAACAUCAGAGCCGAGCCACUCAACUCCAUCGUCCACUAGCCUCUAACA